UAUAUAUUCCCAAUCACACCCUCAGCAAUCAGAAAGGCUCCGGAAUUACACACCUCCCUCACGCGUUGUAAUUCCCACGCACUCCCAAAUUCAAAACCCUAGAACCCUUUCAGACAUAACCCCAAAUUACGUACUUGAGGAUUCGAAUUCCUUGUUCCAACAAUUCUUACAUGGCUGGGCCCCCGGCGAGGGAGCAGGCGCUCUCACUCCUAGCAGCGGCGAAUAACCAUGGAGAUUUGGCCGUGAAGUUAUCGUCGUUGAAGCAGGCCAAAGAUAUAUUGUUGUCCGUUGAACCGUCUCAAGCGGCGGAGAUUUUCCCUUAUUUGGUUGAGCUCCAGUAUUCCCCCGAAACCCUCGUUAGAAAGUAUCUCCUCGAGAUAAUCGACGAGAUUGGAGCCAAAACAACGGAACAUCUAUCCAUAUUGUUGCCUGCCUUAUUGACAUUUUUGAAAGAUAAUAAUCCCACUGUUGCAAAGCAAUCUAUAGUGACUGGGACAAAUUUUUUUUGUGUUGUCUUGGAAGAGUUAGCUUUUCAGUUUCAACGGCGUGGUAUAGUUGAGAGAUGGCUUGAAGAGCUGUGGACGUGGAUACUCAAAUUUAGAGAUGCUGUAUUGUGCUUUCUGUUCGAGGUGCGUCCUGUUGGUCCAAAGUUGUUAGCAAUAAAGUUUCUAGAAAUAUAUGUUUUACACUUCACGUUGGACUCCAAUGGUUCUGGAACGCAGAACCCAGAAGUGACGAUAAGGCAAGGGAAGGCGUUUAAUGUCUCCUGGAUAACGGACGGUCAUCCUGUUCUGGAUGCAUCUGCUCUCAUAUCAGAUGCAAAUAGAUAUAUGUGCAUUUUGUUGGAUAUCUUGCAGUCAGCUAGUAGUUUUCCUGGUUCCUUGACGAUUGCUGCUAUCAAUAGUCUUGCAGCUAUUGCACGGAAGAGGCCUGUCUACUAUAAAUCGGUCGUUACUGCACUGCUUGAUUUUAAUCCAAGUCUUGAGCCAGCAAAGGGUGCCCAUACUGUCAGCAUCCAGUAUUGUUUGAGAACUGCAUUUUUAGGGUUUUUAAGGUGUACCCAUCCUGUCAUUGCAGAGUCAAGAGAGAGAUUGCUUAAAGAGUUGCGAUCAAUGAAUGCUGGAGAUGCUGCCGAUCAAGUUGUCCGACACGUAGAUAAAAUCAUGAAAAACUACGAGCGUGCUUCAAAAGAUCUGAAAUUUGCUAAGGAUGAUCAUCUAUCCACUCAGUUACAUAUUUCAGGGGAUGCGACGAAGAAAAGGUCAGCACCAUCUAACAAUGACGAACAGCAUAAUAGCUUUGAUGCCAGCUCUAAGAGACUCCGUUAUGGCCCUAACAGCGAUACAACCACCAGUAUUAAUAAUGAUGCUGGGCAGAAUCAUGUCAAUGGGAUAUUCCCUAAGCUCCCUGUACUGGAUGUGGAUCUGACCCCGGUGGAACAGAUGAUUGCUAUGAUUGGUGCUUUAAUUGCAGAAGGAGAAAGAGGAGUUCAAUCUCUUGAAAUUCUUGUUUCCAACAUACAUGCUGAUUUGCUCGCCGAUAUUGUCAUAACGAAUAUGAAGCACUUACCAGAGAAUCCACCUCCUGUGGCAAAAUACAGUAAUCGUCCCGGUGAUUCUUCUACUGACCCAGCCCAGGUAGUCUCCUCAAAUGGUUCUGCAACCUCUAUGCAGACAUCGGACCUUUCAGCUAAAGUACAUGCAUCUUCAUCCAACACGACUAGUUUACCGUUUUCUGAUAUGUCGAUUUCCUCGAAUCUUUCUACAGACUCCAAACGUGAUCCAAGAAGGGAUCCUCGUCGCCUUGAUCCGAGGCGCAUGGUGAUUCCUAUUGAAGCGCCACCAACAUCUGUUUUCGAAGAUAAUGCAAAUGCUGUGCAAUUGGCUGUUCAAACUGAUUUCGAUGCUUCUAGUUCCUUCAUUCCACCCGUAUUGCUACCUCCAUCAUCGAUUCCUGAAAGUACCUCUCCACUCCUCAUGCCCACAAAUGAAACUGACUUAAAUCUAUCAGAAUUGGAAGUUGACUUGUCAAUUCCAGAAGAUGAAGUCCAGGAUGUGAAUGCAAAUGCAUUCUCUCCAGAUAGGGUGACAAAUAAUGCUUUACUUCUUUCACCAUCCCCUAUUAACAAAGCUGAGGAACCUGUUGUCCAUGAAUCGAUGGAUGUUGCCAUGCUAGAUGAAGCUUAUUCCCCAUCAUCACAAGAAACAGACCCAUUUUCUCCAGAUACUGAAGCAGCUGAGAUUUCAUUGGCGGAGUUGCCAGUUCUUCCCGUUUACGUUAAUCUAGCUGAAGACCAUCAAAGAAAUGCAAGGAGAUUAGCACUUGAAAGGUUAAUCAAUUUGUACCAGAAUUCAGAGAGAACAGAUCUUAAGCAAACACAGAUUGCAUUAGUUGCUCGAUUGUUUGCACAGAUUGAUGACAAUGAUGUGAUUGAAAUGGUGCAGAAACGUAUUGUAUCAGAUUAUGAACAGAAAAAGGGACACGAGCUCGUAUUGCACAUUCUCUACCAUCUGCAUAGUCUUGUGAUCUCAGAUUCUGCGUCAUCUGCCGCUGCUGUAUAUGAGAAAUUCCUUCUGGGAGUGGCAAAGUCUCUGCUAGUUGAUUUACCAGCAUCCAACAAGUCUUUCAGUCGACUUCUUGGGGAGGUUCCUUGUAUACCUGAUUCUGUAUUGGCAAUGUUGGAUGACAUAUGUACCAAGAGUCACUCCGGGGCAGAUGGUGAUCGUGUCACUCAGGGCCUUGGUGCCGUGUGGAGCUUGAUCCUGGGCCGGCCACAGAGUCGUCAAGCAUGUUUGGCUAUAGCUUUGAAGUGCACUGUUCUCCCGGAGGAUGAUGUUCAAGCAAAGGCUAUACGCCUGGUUUCAAACAAAUUGUACGCAGUUAGCUAUAUUUCUGAGAACAUUGAGCAAUUUGCAACAGAUAUGUUCUUGUCAGCUGUAGAUCAGAGAUUUUCAGAUUCAUUGCUUUCACAAUCUGCACAUUCAGAAAAAAGAAUCGGAGUGCAGGUAGAAAGCAUGGAAACAUCGAUAAGUGGAUCUCAUGUUUCAGAGCCUGGGAUUUCUGAAACAUCCACAAGUGUCAUACAGGAUGCAUCCAUGGAUGAUUCGUCAAGUGUGUUUUCUCAAUCUCACAGACUCAUGUCCUUGUUUUUCGCAUUAUGCGCAAAGAAACCAACUCUUCUAGAACUUGUUUUUAACAGUUAUGGGCGGGCCUCAAAGGCUGUUAAGCAGGCUGUACAUCGUCAUGUAUCUGUUCUUGUGAGGUCUCUGGGGUCGUCAUAUUCUCAAUUGCUUCAUAUAAUAUCUAAUCCACCCCACGGAAGUGAAGAUUUAUUGAUACAGGUUCUUCAUUUACUGUCUGAAGGGCAAACACCACCUCCAGAUUUAGUAGUGACUGUCAAGCAUUUAUAUGAGACCAAACUGAAGGAUGCUACUAUUCUUAUACCAAUUCUUUCGGCCUUUUCUAGAGAUGAGGUCUUACCUAUUUUCCCUCGGCUUGUCCAGCUUCCUUUACCCAAGUUUCAGACUGCACUUGCUCAUAUUUUGCAGGGUUCUGCUCAUACAGGUCCUGCAUUAACACCUGUUGAAGUUUUGGUAGCAAUCCAUGAUAUUUCUCCUGAUAAAGAUGGUCUUCCGCUGAAAAAGAUCACGGAUGCUUGCUCAGCUUGUUUUGAGCAGCGCACGGUUUUUACGCAACAAGUCCUGGCAAAGGCUUUAAACCAGAUGGUCGAUCGCACUCAACUUCCACUGCUCUACAUGAGAACUGUAAUCCAAGCAAUUGAUGCUUUUCCAACACUGGUGGAUUUUGUCAUGGAAAUCCUGAUGAAACUUGUAAACAGACAGGUAUGGAGAAUGCCAAAACUAUGGGUUGGCUUCUUGAAAUGUAUUUCCCAAACGCAGCCGCAUUCUUUCCAUGUAUUGCUACAGUUGCCAUCAUCUCCACUUGAGAGUGCUCUGAACAAAUAUCCAAAUCUUCGUGGUCCACUUACUGCUUUCGUGAACCAAUCCAAUAGUAAAACCUCUCUACCUAGGUCAACACUAGUGCUUCUUGGCCUGGCAUCUGAAACACACAUUCAGCAACCACAGGUUACUUCAUCUUUGCAUGCCUCAGAUCCAAAUUCAUCAAUUAGCGGGACAACAUUCACUUAAUACAAAGCAUAUUGAGAGGAGAACCCCUAUAAAUUACGUUUAAGCAAAAUCCGGAGGUUUUCUACUUCAGAAACGUGUCACAUUGCACACCCAAACACCAAAAGGGAACACAUUCAUUUUUCGUGUCAACGGGCUCACCUGCAAUUUGCUUUCGGGCCUGGAGCCAGCUGUUUUCAUUAGAAUUUCAGGAAUAAUUAUUUUUGGCCACCUUUCUUUAGUAGUAGUUUUUUUUUUCUUUUUUUUUUUUUUUUUCGGGGGUGUGUUCCAGUGGUUCUUCGUCUUAUCGCGUAUUUCAGUAGUUAGUGCUGGGGUUAUCGCUUAUUCUAUAGGCAUUCUUUGUAAUCAAUAAUCCCUUUGUAUUAGUAGUAGUAUGUGUGUGCAUUAGGGGUGUCUCCGUCAAGGCACCAAAAAAAGGUAAUUUUUUUGUAUGCAUGAAAGAAGUUACCGAAUGUUCCGAUGAACAUUUCAGCUAUUUCCAAAACCCGACACCACUACACAGACUUGAGUUACAGGUGUAGUAUGUAUCAAUAUCAACAGUCACUUUGUAUGUAUGCCAAAGAAAUACCAAAAAUUCAUCCUACUAGUCGGAUUCAAUGGUUAUAACUUGUGUCUUGUUCAUCA
Molecule: messenger RNA, 4769 nt
Organism: Erythranthe guttata (spotted monkey flower)
Lineage: Eukaryota; Viridiplantae; Streptophyta; Magnoliopsida; Lamiales; Phrymaceae
Product: symplekin
Source: RefSeq, a predicted model, not a curated record